This is a messenger RNA of Cannabis sativa, 2409 nucleotides long. RefSeq lists its product as uncharacterized. The coding region runs from base 1 to 2409 and encodes 802 amino acids. The transcript has a single exon. Lineage: Eukaryota; Viridiplantae; Streptophyta; Magnoliopsida; Rosales; Cannabaceae. The record is from RefSeq and is a predicted model, not a curated record.
AUGCGGUGUUUGAAUGUGAAUUUUCACACACCUGCAACUAUAAGGGUUCAUUUAUUUCUCAGCGGGAUCCAACCUUCGUACAACCCCUGGUAUUUCCACGGGGAGACUUUCUCUCAGCCCGCAGUUGAACUUCCUGAAAAUGACGAAGAGGAAAUGGCAGAUGUGUUGGCGGACAUGUUAAGAGGGGACCCUGGGUUUGACGAAUCUGCUAACACUACUGAUUCUUUCAAUGAACCCCCUAUCAACGACCACAACAAGUUCGAUGACUUGUUUAAGGAGAUGGAGGCUGAGUUAUAUCCAGGUUGCAAAAAAUCAGCCCUUAAUGCACUGGUAAAGCUUAUGCACUGCAAGGUUUUGAAUAGGUGGAGCAACCACUCUUUCGAUAUGUUGCUGUCCAUCUUGAUUGAUCUAUUUCCAGAGGGGACAAAAUUACCGAAGUCGCAUUAUGAGUCGAAGAUGCGAUUGCGCAGUCUAGGUUUGGGUUACGACUCAAUAGAUGUGUGCAAGUAUAAUUGUGCUAUUUUCUGGAAGGAGAAUGAGAAGAAGGAGUUUUGCCCUGUAUGUGGCGAAUCACGAUUGGUGAAAAGAAAGGGUAAGGGGAAAAAAGUUCCUCACAAAGUUAUGCGUUACUUCCCACUCACACCUAGGCUGAAACGAUUAUAUUGCUCAAGACACACUGUGGAGGAUAUGCAGUGGCAUUACUCGCAGAGACCAAAAGAAGACGGUGUGCUUAGGUAUCCUGCGGAUGCUGAAGAAUGGAAGCAGUUUGACCGCCUUCAUCCGUCUUUUGCUGUUGAACCUAGAAAUGUCAGACUGGGAUUGGCGACUGACGGUUUUAAUCCAUUUGGCAACAUUAGCAACUCUUACAGCCUGUGGCCAGUUAUUUGUGUCCCAUAUAAUUUGCCACCGUGGAAGUGUAUGAGUUCUGAAUCGUUGUUGUUGACCUUAUUAAUUCCAGGUCCAUCAUCUCCUGGGAAAGACAUAGAUGUAUUCAUGAGACCAUUAAUUGAUGAACUGAAACAGUUGUGGGAGACGGGUGUUGAAACCCGAGAUGCCUACAACGGAACUGUGUUUUCAAUGCGUGCGGCAGUGUUGUGGACAAUAAAUGACUUUCCUGCUUAUGCUCUAAUGUCUGGUUGGAGCACAAAAGGGUAUAUGGCGUGUCCCACUUGCAAUGAACAUACUCCUUCCAUUGGCCUAAAUAGUAAGAUUGGAUAUGUUGGCCACAGACACUUUCUCGAAAUGAGUGAUCUGAGAAGGAGAAGCAAAAAGUACAAUGGUAAGCCUGAGAAGAGAGCAACACCUCCUGUAUUGACGGGAAAUAAUAUUUUAUCUCAGUUAGACGGAAUUCCAUUGACUUUGCCUGGAAAACACAAACAGUUCGGGGGUGUGAAACGGAAGCGUUCUAAUGAAGAGCUCAAUUGGUCUAAAAAAAGUAUUUUUUUUGAGCUUGAGUACUGGAAGUCAAAGUCCUUACGACAUAAUCUUGAUGUAAUGCACAUUGAGAAAAAUGUGUGUGAUAGCUUAGUAGGUACUCUUCUAAGUAUCGACGGGAAGUCAAAGGAUACCGACAAGGCGAGAAUGGAUUUGCAAGACUUGCAAAUACGACGAGAGUUGUGGUUGUAUGAAGACCGGAAUGGGAAGUGGAAGAAGCCUCCAGCUAGUUACACACUUAGUGUUCAAGAACGGAUUGAAUUUGCAGACUUCAUAAAGUCUGUACGAUUUCCUGACGGUUUUGCAGCAAACUUAGACAAAAAUGUCAAUUUGGAUACGGGCAAGAUUUCCGGGCUCAAAUCACAUGAUUGUCAUGUGUUGUUACAACGUUUACUACCGGCAGGUAUCCGUAAGUUCUUGAAAAAAGAAAUCUGGGACACAAUCAUUGAGCUGUGUGUGUAUUUCAAACAAUUAUGCUCAAGAACACUUCAUGUUUUGGAUUUAGAAAAAAUGCAAACAAAUAUUCUAACUAUUUUGUGCAAGUUAGAAACACUUUUUCCACCGGCCUUCUUCGACAUAAUGGUUCACGUAGUUAUGCAUCUCCCUAAAGAAGCUAUACUAGGUGGACCAGUGCAGUACAGGUGGAUGUAUCCCAUUGAGCGCUCAAUGUCUGUGUACAAGCAAUAUGUCAGGAAUCGUGCCCGUCCGGAAGGCUCUAUUGCUGAAUCUUUUGUGGUUAAUGAGGCAUUAACCUUUUGCUCAAUGUACUUUCGGGAAGUGGAAACUCGAUUCAACCGUCCUGACCGGAACAAUGACAUUGUCCAAAACAUGCCAACUCGACAAUUUUCUGUAUUCAAGCAUGUUGGCCGACCCCUCGGUAUGAGGACAGUCGACACCUUACCCAUGCAAAGCAAGCGUAAGGCGGAGUGGUACAUUUUGAACAAUUGCACAGAGGUUGAACCGUAUAUCAAGUAA